This is a messenger RNA of Malus domestica (apple), 2060 nucleotides long. The record is from RefSeq and is a predicted model, not a curated record. Lineage: Eukaryota; Viridiplantae; Streptophyta; Magnoliopsida; Rosales; Rosaceae.
UUUUUUUUAAUGAUUUUGGGGAAUUCAAACAGACUCGGAUUUGAAGGCCCGACGCUCAAGAAUUGAAUUCUUGCCAAGAUUAAUGAGUUUUGGAACCUACAGGUUGGGGGAUAAUCCGGAAAGUGAGGCUUCUGCAAUGGAUGAUGGUGUUCUGUCACCAGCUACCAUGUUGGGAGCUCAACCUGAUUCUGCCACGGAUUUAGAUUUCAUGGACGAACUCUUCUUGGAGGGAUGCUGGUUGGAAACCACAUAUGGACCUGAGUUUCCUAAUCAGAGCCUUCCCAGUACCGCUGCCCCCUUGAACCCCUCCUUUUUUUGGCAUACGUUGGAGACCAAUGGCAAUAUGGCCAUGAACACGUCUCACAACAGUAAUCAAGAGGAGAUGCAACGACCAUUCCUUAAACAACUUGUAGAAGGUCCUGUGAAUCCUCAGUCUCCUAGAGAGGAUAUGAUAAAAGAUGCUGUGGCAUACUCUGGUCAAUCAGUGGAUCCUACAAUUGAAGGUCGUGAAUUUAGCAGAAGGUGGUGGAUUGGUCCCACUGGAAAUGAAGGUUUUGCAUCAUCUGUGACGGAGAGAUUAAUGAGGGCUCUCGUGAACAUUGGAGAGGUCAUGAGAAACAAAGAUGUUCUUGUACAAGUAUGGGUGCCAGUGAACAGAGGGGGUAGACGUGUUUUAACAAUGAAUGAACUUUUCUAUCUUGAUUCUAGCUGUUCCAGGCUCGCUAAAUAUCGAGACAUCUCUGCUAAUUACCAGUUUGCAACUGGGGAGGAUUCAACAGAAAUGGUUAUGGGGUUGCCUGGCCGGGUUUUCUCAGGUAAGAUUCCUGAGUGGACUCCUGAUGUUCGAUACUUUAGACAUGAUGAAUAUCCACGGGUUGGCCAUGCUCAACAGUAUAAUGUAAGUGGAACUCUAGCCCUUCCCAUCUUUGAACAAGGUAGUAGGACUUGCUUGGGCGUUAUUGAGGUUGUUACGACCGACCAGAAGAUAAAAUAUCAAUCUGACAUUGACAGCGUUUGCAAGGCACUUGAGGCUGUUGAUCUUCGAAGUUCUAGAAAUUUGAGUACUCAAAAUCAGGGGUGUGACAAGCCCUUCCACGCUGCAUUACCCGAGAUCCAAGAGGUCUUGAGAUCUGCAUGUGAGACGCACAAAUUGCCCUUGGCACAAACCUGGAUGUCAUGCAUCCAACAAGGUAAAGAUGGGUGCCGACAUACUGACGACAACUACGUCCACUGUGUUUCAACUGUGGAGCAUGCUUGUCACGUGGCUGAUCCUUGUAUCCAGAGUUUUCAUGAAGCGUGCUCUGAGCAUCACUUGCUAAGAGGCCAAGGCAUCGUUGGGAGAGCUUUUAUGACCAAUCAGCCAUGCUUCUCAGAUGACAUAACUUCCUUUGUCAAGACAGAGUAUCCUCUAUCUCACCAUGCCAGGAUGUUUGAUUUGCAUGCAGCUGUUGCAAUACGUCUGCGGAGCAUUGACACUGGUUCAACUGAUUUUGUCCUGGAGUUCUUCUUGCCAGUGGAGUGCAGGGAUCCUGAAGAACAGGAAAAGAUGCUUACAUCACUGUCCUUGGUUAUGCAACAGACAUGCCGGAGCUUACGGGUUGUCACAGACAAGGAAGUUGAGGAGGAAACUAAUUUUCAUGUCAGUGAGGUGAUAGCUCGGUCAGAUCCCGGACCAAGUAAUAUUGCUUGUUUCACAGAGGUCCAACAGAAUGGUAAGGAUGUCUCAAUGUUCCCGAACCAAAAACCACGCAAGGUGCUGAGUGUGAAAUUGUCGAAGUUAAGGCAGCAUCAAGAAGAUUCAAACCUAAAAGGUGGUGUUGAGUGUGGACAAGAGUUUUCUGCUCUAGGUGAGGGUAGCUUUUCAAGUGUUGGUGUGAGUAAGACAAGAGAGAAAAGACGUACCAAGGCAGAAAAAGAUAUCAACUUUGAAGUUCUUCGCAAAUAUUUUUCCGGUAGUCUAAAAGAUGCUGCAAAGAGUAUUGGAGGUAAGAAUUUCUUUUGAUAAACCUGCUUCCUGUUUGAUGCUUUAGUUGUGAAUAUUUGCAUGGCAUUUUGGUGGC